GAAAAUACAUGAAGGCAACGGUAAAACCUAUUCCCACUAGCUGGGUUGAUUUCCAAACCAAAGUACAAGAUGUUGGAAAAACAAAACUCCGUCUUUCUUUAGAUGAGGUCGCAGAAAUUGCAUCUAAAUGUGGAAUUUCUAAAGCAAUGCUUAACACUGUCCUCGAUUAUCUAAAUGACACUGGAAUAAUUCUGUACUCUAAGACUAACGAGAAGUUAAAGUACACAGUUAUUACAAACUUACACAUGAUGAUCGACAUUGUGACAAAAGUCAUCACAGUAGUGAAACCUGAUGAUAUUGACAAGUUACCUAUACUGAUGCAAUGGCAUAGGCUCGACAGUGAGGGAAUUCUACAAGAGCAAUUGCUACGUCAUUUGUGGCGAUUUGAGAUAGAGAAAGAUGCCUGCAACUUUGAUGUUUUUGUAGAACUAAUGAAGAAGUUUGGAUUGCUGUUUGAGAAACAAAAGGGAUCUCAACCUGGCAACCGAAUAUUCAUGGUUCCCACUCGGAUGCAAAUCAAUAAAGAGGGCUUGGAAGUUAAGGAAGACGAGCAGCAAACGGUAUCGAUUUAUGUGACGCCUAUCGACUUCCUACCGGAUGCUGUCUACAAUCUGCUGGUGGUUUCGUUUUUAGACUUGAUGAAUGACAAAGGUAGAAGUAGUGAUGAUGUGGAAUUGUUUCGGAAUCGUAGUGACUUUGACUUAGAUGAUGAGCAUGUGGUGAGUCUAGGAGCUGUCAAAAUCAAGAACAGGCAUGCACUGAAGGUAAGAUGCGAUGUUAAAGGUUAAGCAUAAUUAUUAUUUUAAUGUAAUA
Anneissia japonica is the source of this 813-nucleotide messenger RNA. RefSeq lists its product as uncharacterized. NCBI's taxonomy places the organism in Eukaryota, Metazoa, Echinodermata, Crinoidea, Comatulida, Comatulidae. The transcript is spliced from 4 exons. The coding region runs from base 9 to 788 and encodes 259 amino acids. The record is from RefSeq and is a predicted model, not a curated record.